AUGCUUUCUGUGCUUUUUCGCCUGCUGUUUGAUUUUCUUACGUAUCUAAGCAGCGGCAUUUGGACGCGGGAAGCGGUUUUUAAAGUCUUCAAGGCGAUUGUGGCUGGCGCGGCACUGAUUUGGGAUCGGUACAUCAUAUCCACGGAUAUCAGAAAGAAAAUGUGGCUGAAGUACAGCCGAGGGAGCGAGAAGCCCUAUCCUCACACCCUGUGGUGGAUUUUCUGCGGUAUGCCCAACUCUGUCAACGAGAAUGGCAAGCUUACUGGGUUGAUUACUAUGAUGCCCGGAUUACCAAUAUGGAAUUGCAUCAAGUCUUCAAAGCAAUGCCGUAUCGGCUUCUUCGGCGCCACGGCGGCUGGACUCUUUCAUGCCUUGUGCCGGCUGGAUACCACUGCAUCUUGUACGCAUCCAACCCCUUCUGGGGUUCCAAUAUCUCUGGAACCUACUCAAAUUCUGAACAAAACAAGUGAUCCACGGGCCAGAACUAACCCAGCUCCUCCUUGCCCGGGGCAUUUCGCCCUCCACCCUCUCAUUGUAUUAACCCUAAUCGGAAGCUCAGUCUCCGACUUCCCCCCCAUCAAGGCCACUCUCUCCUGCCCUCCCGCCCCAAAUCACUGA
This is a messenger RNA of Aspergillus nidulans FGSC A4, 618 nucleotides long. RefSeq lists its product as uncharacterized. The transcript is spliced from 6 exons. Lineage: Eukaryota; Fungi; Ascomycota; Eurotiomycetes; Eurotiales; Aspergillaceae. The record is from RefSeq and is a predicted model, not a curated record. Bases 1 to 618 code for a protein of 205 amino acids.